CCCCGAUGUUGUGGAAAGGUUUGUUAGUGGGCGCGGCCCGUGUUUGUAACGUCGCCUUCGGCCAAUGAGGGGUGUGAGGGGGCGUAUCCUGCCAGACGUAGGGGGGAGCGACAGAUGCGUGAUCUGGACAGACAGUCGCCCGGCUAUGUCUUCCCCCGAAAUUGCCUCCCUGUCAUGGGGACGGAUGACGGUGAGAGGCUGCCCCACAACCUAUAAAGACUGUAAAGUAUGGCCCGGUGGCAGCCGAACAUGGGACUGGAGAGAAACGGGCACGGAACACGUCCCUGGAGUUCAGCCUGCCGACGUCAAAGAAGUUCUGGAAAAGGGUGUCAAGACAUUAGUGAUUGGUCGUGGCAUGAGCGAAGCAUUGCAGGUACCGCCAGCCACAGUGGAGUACCUGAAGAAGCACGGGAUCGACGUGAUGGUCUUGCAGACGGAGAUGGCCGUGAAGGAAUAUAACACCUUGGCUUCCCAGGGAGUCCGAGUGGGCGGAGUCUUCCAUUCUACCUGCUGAAAAGGUCUGAGGACGGACCCCUCUCCCUCUCGGUCUUCCACCUGGUUCCUUCGGGGAAAAUUCAAAGCAAGAUUUUCUCCCCCACUGCUGUGUCAACUUUCCACCCAAGAAUAAAACAAUUUGCAAAAAAUAAAA
Messenger RNA from Pantherophis guttatus, 649 nucleotides. It is a transcript of the gene AAMDC, whose product is annotated as adipogenesis associated Mth938 domain containing. Lineage: Eukaryota; Metazoa; Chordata; Lepidosauria; Squamata; Colubridae. Gene Ontology annotation, cellular component: cytoplasm. Gene Ontology annotation, biological process: positive regulation of fat cell differentiation. The record is from RefSeq and is a predicted model, not a curated record.